Molecule: messenger RNA, 888 nt
Organism: Salvia miltiorrhiza (redroot sage)
Lineage: Eukaryota; Viridiplantae; Streptophyta; Magnoliopsida; Lamiales; Lamiaceae
Product: major allergen Pru av 1-like
Exons: 2
Coding region: 256-738 (160 amino acids)
Biological process (GO): defense response; abscisic acid-activated signaling pathway
Cellular component (GO): nucleus; cytoplasm
Molecular function (GO): abscisic acid binding; protein phosphatase inhibitor activity; signaling receptor activity
Source: RefSeq, a predicted model, not a curated record
AACUAAAAAGGUCUUGCACUUCACAUGGGAAGGUUCCCUUUGCGCGUUGAAUGGGUCAUCAAACGGGGGUACCCACUAUGAAAGACUACUUGUUUUCUUGAAUCAACUUUUAUUAUUGCAAUUUACUCACACCAUCUACUCCAAAAAGUCUUUUCCAUCUUCUUCUUCCUCCUAUCUCAAAUCCCCUCCAUUUCAACCCACUUUACUCAAAAUUGAUCAUCAAUUUUUGUGUCAAACAUACAAGAAUAAAAAAAAAUGGGAGUGAUCAAAGUCUCACAAACCUUUAGAACAAAAGUGACCCCAAAUAGGAUGUUCAAGGCGUUGAUCAUGGAUUCUCACAAUCUUGCUCCCCAACUCAUGUUUUCAUCAAUCAAGAACGUCGAAUUCCUUCAAGGCACCGGCGGGCCGGGAACCAUCAAACAGAUCAAUUUCACAGAAGCAAGUCCAUUAAACUACGUGAAGCAUAGGAUCGACGAGCUGGACGAAGAAAACUACAUGUGCAAGUACACAUUUAUUGAAGUGGAUGGAUUGAUGGAUAAGCUCGAUCGCAUCACGCAUGAGGUGAAGUUUGAGGCGUAUGGGUUUGGUGGGUGCCGUUGCAAGAUUACAAGUGAGUAUUACACAAAGGAAAAUAUGGAGAUUAAAGAAGAAGAUAUUGAACAAGGGAAAGAUAGAGCUGUUGGGAUGUAUGAAGUUGUGGAAGCCUAUCUUUUGGCACACCCUCAUGCCUAUAAUUGAAUGUUUUGUAAAGUUUUUUUUUUUUUUUGGAGAUCGAUUUGAUCAUCGAUGAGGGAUGUAUGUAAUUUGUAUUUAUUUUUGUUUAUUGUGUACUUUUCUGUUUUAAUAAUAUGUUAAGAUGCCAUGGUUAUUUAUUUGCAUCUAUUUUUU